UCUUGGGACUCCAUCCCUUGCUAAAGUAUUGCUAAUUUGUGUACGAAGUGCAGUCGUGAAGCGCAUAGGCAGCGAAACGACCUUCGUGGCCGUGGGGGCAAGGAAGGGUGCGGGGAGAACGUGGGGAAACUCUUUUGCGCGCGGAGGCGAAGGCGACUUUCCUGGGUUUUUCUUCGUUUGGUGCCUGGGCUUUCUGAGUUGAAAACCAUGAAGCCACCAUCAAGGCUGCGUUCGGCGCCCGCUCGCUACAAUCUGGGCCCCACAACCCGAGUUUGGACAGAUCGAGAAAAGCGACGUCUUCUCCAGGCCUUGAGAGCUCAAGCUCAGACUCCGGGCCCGCUGCGGUCGGAACUGCUGAAGAAAUAUUUGCCUUCCAGAAAUGAAGACGAGAUCUUAGCAUUUGUGGAUCAGCUGAAAGAACGCGUGGCAAGGGAAGCAGUCAAGGCACAGUAUCGCUAUCGCCAGUGCAAACAGAAGGAUGCCCCAAUUCCAGCGCCUAUAGAGGUAUGGAUUCGGUUAGCUGAGAAGUUGACAGGUUGCCUUGAGGAAGCAGUAACAGCUGCUUUUUCCCAGGUUUUAACAAUUGCAUCUGCAGAGCCACUCUGCUUGCUUCACUCUGUGCCUCCAAAGCCUGUAGAAUUAAAAACUGCUCAAUGCAUGUCCCCAACUAUUCCUAGCAAGAAUAUGAAAUCCAAUAUAGAAUCUGAAGAAGCAACUAUAUCAUCUGAUGUAGAGCAGUUGACCCCUGCAGAAAAUGAAUUACGUGUCGACUUUGAAAAGAUAUACAAGUAUCUUUCAGUGAUCUCACGGGGAUCUAAAGCACCAGAGCUACCACCUGGUGAGUCAGCUGUUCUACUAGAUCUUCUUUUAUCAUUAUCAGAAGAGCUGAGUCACCUGGAUUAUAAGAAACUUAAGGGGCAUAUGCACAAAUGCUAUAUGGAUUUAAGUGCACACAGUACAAAUGAAAAAAGCAGAAUGAAAGCAGAGAUCAGCCAGCUUGUAAACCAUAAUGAAGAUCUUCAUGAAACAUAUGAUGUACCAUCAGCCAGAAAUAGCUUUUCACAACAUCAAGAGGAUAUUAGUUCUAGUGCUUCUUCUACAAGUGGCACAACAUCAGCAUCUUCCACUGAUUGGAAGACUCUGGGUAUCUGCCCGUUGAAUUCAUUCUGGUUUCCUUUGGAUAUUCUAGCACAAAAAAGAGAGAGCUUGGAUUGAGGACUCUAUGCUAUUAGAUGAAUGUUGUAUCUUCGUAUCUGUAAGAGUGGGAAAAAACUUUAAAAAUCUUCCAUCUUUUGCCAGGUGUGGUCCUUUUUGUUCUACUUCAUUUAUGGAUAAGUCUACUUUGUGUUUUUAAAUUAAUGAUGUAUGUGGCUGUUUAGAAUUUUUCCUCCAAAAAUCCUUAAAUUUACUGGUUAUUGGAAAACCAAUAUCAUCUUAGAAGGUUUGUGCUUAACACAAUGAUCUGAGUAUGUAUCUUUGUUCUCAGGAUAUGGAUUAUUCCAGAUAUAGCUAAUGCAAUCAAUGUUAUUAAAGUGUUCCUGCAAUAUAAUAGAGCUGAAAUGUUUUUUCAGCACUAUGAAAAAUAUAAAAUGAUUCUGAAAAAGAUUGCAUCCUCCUUCGUGUGUAAUUGGCCAAGUUCUUUUAAUUCAAGAUCACUUUGAAUAAUCAGCUUCUGUAAGUUGGUGGUGAGGCAAAACUCCUGUUUCCUAAUUUCUGGUUUCCUACUUGGUGGAAUCACUUCAUAAAAAUAAAAGAUGACUCCGAAUUGAGUGAGAAUUUCAAAAUCUCAUUUAAUCUGAUGUUUGCAACAUGGUCAACCUGCAGUAGCUUCAGGGCAAUGAUUGGUCCUCAGACCACAGAUUGGGAACUAUUAAUAUAAGUAUAGCUCUGUAACAUCUUCAUUAAAAAAUGAAUAGCGGUAUAGUAUUAAAAUAUUAUCUUAAGCAGUUCUGACAGAAAAUGUUUCCUAUAAUUGCUUGCUGUACAUGUAGAAGAGGGUGCAUUUUUAGCAAGUAUCAUAUGCAAUGUUACUUAAGUAGUAUAAGUUAAGUUUAGUUCAAAAGAUGUUCAGAUUCUGAACCCAAUCAAUUUGUUUCAAGUUCUAUCAAAGGAACAAAUUCUAUUCUUGAAAUUGCAACACAGUAUAAAUAGAAAACUCUUUGUAGGCACUAGGAUGUGAUAUACAUCAUUGUAUCUGGUUUGCUUUCUUUUAAUCUUGAGAAGCUAUACUGUAUACAAUACUGUACUGCACAGAACAAAUCUUAGAUGAAAGUGUCAUUUUCUUCUCUGCAAACUUUUCAAUUUAAAACUGUAAGAACUUUCUCAAAAUUGGUACAUUAAGAAAAGCAAAAUGGUCCAGGUGGUAGAAUUAUCAAUCAUGAAUUUAAUAAUAAUUGUUAAAUAAAAUCUUGUUUGAUAUAUUAAGGAAAUAAUUGAGUCUUUUAUGUUAAUUUUAUUUUUCAUUCAAUAAUGUCAAAUACUCAUUAUUCACACAGUGUAAAUGCUGUUUGAAGUAAAUAUCCUAGCAAAAUUUGGCUGUUCUGUCAAGAUAGCUUCAAGUAAUUUUUAAGACCUGCCAAUGGUAUCUCGGUAAUGGAGUGAUUUGGGUUAAAACCUCAGUGUUCAUUUUAGGCAGAUGGACUGUCCAUAUUUGUAGAAACAAUGUCUCAUAUAGCUCCUACUCUUCUUCACAAUGCUUCAACACUUUAUAGAAAUACUGAAUCUGUAGCAGCAGUUGUUCCAAAAGUAAAUUAAUUAAUAAAAUGGUACCA
This is a messenger RNA of Python bivittatus (Burmese python), 2771 nucleotides long. It is a transcript of the gene SNAPC2, whose product is annotated as small nuclear RNA activating complex polypeptide 2. NCBI's taxonomy places the organism in Eukaryota, Metazoa, Chordata, Lepidosauria, Squamata, Pythonidae. Gene Ontology annotation, biological process: snRNA transcription. Gene Ontology annotation, molecular function: RNA polymerase II general transcription initiation factor activity. The record is from RefSeq and is a predicted model, not a curated record. Gene Ontology annotation, cellular component: nuclear body.